Tachysurus fulvidraco (yellow catfish) is the source of this 7173-nucleotide messenger RNA. RefSeq names its product junction mediating and regulatory protein, p53 cofactor (gene jmy). Gene Ontology annotation, biological process: positive regulation of apoptotic process; intrinsic apoptotic signaling pathway by p53 class mediator; Arp2/3 complex-mediated actin nucleation. Bases 703 to 3291 code for a protein of 862 amino acids. Gene Ontology annotation, molecular function: transcription coactivator activity; Arp2/3 complex binding; actin binding. Gene Ontology annotation, cellular component: cytoplasm; nucleus. NCBI's taxonomy places the organism in Eukaryota, Metazoa, Chordata, Actinopteri, Siluriformes, Bagridae. The record is from RefSeq and is a predicted model, not a curated record. The transcript is spliced from 10 exons.
GCUGCUGACACACACACACACACACACACACACACACACACACACACACACACACACACACACACACACACACACACCAGUGCUGUUAUAGAUAUUAUUAUUUAAUCACAUCGUUUCAUAUUAAGCGCAGUUUUACAUCGUGUGUGAUUUAGAGUCGUUUUUUUAGCCUGUUAGCUUGGUGACGUCACGGCAGCGCUCGAGCCGAUCGGACCGCUCUGAUCCCGCCCCCUGUGUGCGUGUGACGUCACGGCAGGACCCUCACGCGCCGUGCGCUUGCUUGUAAACAGAUCCUCCCACGUGACCGAGUGAGCAGCAGCGCUCGAGCGCACUCGACUCCCGCAUUGUGCUCUCUGUCCGAGGGACAAAAGGCAAGAAGGGGAGAAAAAAAAAAAAACACAAACAAACGAAGCAAAGUCUUUAAAAACAAAGUGCUCGGGAGAACAAGUGGAGAGGAGGAGAGCAGUGAGGAAGAGGACGAGGAUGAAGAGGGACAGGCUUCAGAAUCACGAGUGUGCGCGAGAUGUUUCGGUUCAUCCGCGGCUGCUUUGUAGUUCACACGGUGUUUUAAACUAGCGUGACGUCAUAACGGAGACGUUAUACCACGUCGUCAUCGAGCCGAAUCUUUAUUAUUGUUAUUAUUAUUAUAGUUACAGUAACGGGUUUGUUUUGAAGCCGAUACUUUAGCCGUUAGCUCACCGUUAGAUGUCAUUCACAAUGGAGGAGUCUUUGGAGUGCGGCUGGGUCUCAGUGAGGCCGAACGUGUUCGAGGAAAAAGACAAGCACAAGUUCGUCUUCAUCGUGGCCUGGAAUGACAUCGAGGGCAAGUUCGCGGUCACCUGCCACGACCGAACGGUGCAGAAGCGCAGCGCGGCGGCGCGGGACUCGGUGUCCGAGCUGACGGAAGGCGCGCGGCUUCAAGACAAACGUCCGGUGGCGUCGAAGAGCACGAGAGAAAAAGCCCCAGAUAAAUCCAAGCCCACGCGAAGCCCGAGCAGAACCGCCGCGCUGGCGGACAUCGAGGUUCUCGAGCCCGAGGCCCGUUUUCCGGACGACACCGAGGACCCGGACACCGGCGUCCCGAUCGGCGGUGACUCGAGCUGGGCCGGUUUGUUCUCCUUCCAGGACCUGCGCACGGCUCACGGGCAGCUCUGCGCGGUCAACUCGGACCUCGAGCCGUGUCUGCCUCCGUUCCCCGAGCAGGAGCAGCAGUCGGCCGUGUGGUCGGUGCUGUUCGGCGUCCCGGAGGUCACGCGUCGGGACACAGAGGCGCUUUGCUACCAGCUACAGGUGUACCUGGGGCACGCGCUAGACACGUGCGGGUGGAAGAUCCUGUCCCAGGUGUUGUUCGCGGACGGAGACGACACGGAAGAGUACUAUGAGAGUCUGAGUGAGCUGCGGCAAAAGGGCUAUGAGGACGCGUUGCAGAGACAAAAAAAGCGUCUGCACGAGUUGUUGGAGAAGCAGCGAGGCAUGGAGCGCAUGGUGGAGCUGCUGCAGUUGUACUCGGAGCAGGACGAGGCGUACGGCGAUCUGGUGGAGGCCACCACCGAACUCUACCACUACCUGCUGCAGCCCUUCAGAGACAUGCGAGAGCUCGCCAUGCUGCGCCGACAGCAAAUAAAGAUCUCCCUGGAGACGGAUUAUCUGGGUCCGCGUCGAAUCGAGGCGCUCAGGAGGGAGGAUGAGGAUUGGCAGAGGAAGGCUCACACCGCAGUGCUGUCUAUCCAGGACCUCACUGUGAAGUACUUUGAGACCACAGCACGGGCACAGAAAGUGAUGUACGAGCGCAUGCGGGCCGACCAGAGGAAGUUCGGGAAGGCGGCGUGGGGCGCGGCGGUGGAGCGCAUGGAGAAGCUCCAGUAUUCUGUUUCCAAGGAGACACUGCAACUAAUGCGUGCCAAGGAGAUCUGUCUGGAACAGAGGAAACACGGGCUGAGAGAGGAGAUGCAGGGGCUCCAGGACGGCGAGGACGCGAUGGCGCGUCUGGAUCGGUUAGAGGCGUUAUACUACGAGUUGCAACUGCAGCUCUACGAGAUCCAGUUCGAGAUCCUGAAGUACGAGGAGUUGUUGCUGACAGCGCAGCUGCAAAGCCUGCGCAGACAGAUGUCCGAGAGGCAGGACGAGGUGGUUUACUACGACACAUACGAAAGUCCUGACGCCCUCCAGGCCACCGAUGAGGUAUCUCUCGCUCCUGCACCUCUGAGAGACGAAGUCACCCAGCUGCAGCAAAGGACACGGCAGCUGGAGGCUAGGAGAGGACGCAUCACUGCCAAGAAAGCCUACCUCAAAACUAAAAAGGAAAUCUGCAUCGUCAAUCACACCCAGAAACUGCAGCACCGCCAGAGCGGUCAGGACCACGACUCCCAGCAUGCUUUGCAACAGCAGGAUGAAGAGGAAGAGGAAGUGAGGAACACACGAGUCAGCCAAGAGAGACAGAAGACAUUGGACAGGCUGCGCAGCUUUAAACAGCGCUACCCCGGUCAGGUCACCCUGAAGUCCGCCCGGCUCCGGCAAGCACAUGCUAGAAAGAAAAACGGCGCUGCUCAAGCGACUACGAAAGCGAGUCAGCCCCAGACGCAGGUGGCAAGCGUGCAGACGGACGACGCCCCGGCUUCUCUGAAAGACUCCACCGUCGUCCCGGGGCUUCAGAGACCAGAAGGAUUCAUGUCUUUACCCUCAAACAUCCCGCCCGUUCCAGAAACGCUCGGGCCGUCGUCCCUGCCCACGCUCACAGAGCGCAACGUUCUGGACUCAUCCACAUCUCCGAUCUCUCCCCCUCCUCCACCACCUCCUCCUCCUCCACCUCCUCCACCUUCUCUGGAGGACAUGUCCACACCCGGACAGGGACAAGAGGGCAGCCCCGUGUCCCAACCCAAAGCGGAAAGUCCUCUCGGGCCGUUCACCGCUCGCUUCUUCGACAGCAGUCAGCUAGUGAACGCACGCAAAAAGCUGAGAAAGACGUCUUCUCUGGAGUCUUCACAGUGGCGGAGAGCGUCCUCUCCUAUGGAUGAAGUCCUGGCCAGCCUGAAGCGUGGGAGCUUCCACCUGCGCAAGGCGGAACUGCGCGUUCUCGCUCCAGACCCGGACCAGGACGACGGGAACAACAUCCUGGCUCAGAUCCGACGCGGCGUGAAGUUAAGGAAGGUGCGGCAUCACGAGCAGCAGCGCUGUCCAGAAUCCAGUGACCCGCUCACGCGCAGCAUCCACGAAGCCCUGCGCCGCAUCAAAGAGGCUUCACCCGAGUCCGAGUCUGAGGACGAGGGGCUGCCGUGCACCGACUGGGAAAGCUAGAUCACUCAGUACACACACACACACACAUUCAUAUUCCAACAUACACACACACCUUAGUGCACACACGUCAUUAGUGACCAGUGAAAUCUCAACGCAGCACCGCUCGGGCUUAUCAAGGCCGUCAAGUUUAUUAAGAAAAAGCAUUAAAAGUGUUGUUUUGUAGUCGUGUGCCCAGGAACGUGGGCCUUGGUACAAACUGCUGUCAGGCUCAGACCACUGACCCGCUCACCCACACGGCUUAAAAAGCACAACCUUCAUAUGUUCCGUCUCGUCUCUCUUUCUAUGCCUGUUUCUCUAUCUCUCUCUCUCUCAAUCGCUUCUGGUUUCAUCCAGCCGUCGGUUUUAGCCGCUGUUUUUGUUUGUUGGUUUGUUUUUUUCCUAUUUUUGCGGCCCCAGAAGACGAUACCACACUUCUCCAUCAAACGAACGAAUUCGUUUACAAUUCAUCGAUCGAAUCCGAAACGAAACACAAUCAUUCCCGUCAGUCGCUCCGGUGCGGUCCGGCGAUUAAAAUUCCUGACGUUUAUAUUCCCGAAGCGAGCCGUGUAACCUCGGCGUCUCUGAAACCCGUGUUUAAGGUUCUUAUGCGGUUCUUUUUCUCCCGUUCCCAUUUCGGAACAUGUUGCAUUCCCCAGGCUUUGCUUUCCUCUGCAUGGUUAAGAUGGAAAGCUGCAUUCAAAUUUUUUUUUUGGUAGAUUUUCUCUCCUUUUCUCCAGCUUGGUGACAGUUGGAGAAACCCACCGUGUGUGUAGUGAUGCACUGAUGCCACCUACAGCCAACAGUUCACACCUCACAAGUGCCGCUUUUUUUUUUACCUUGAUUUGUUUUGUGUGUGUUUCUUUACUCAUAUGAAGUAUUUACUUUUAGAUCGCUGUAGACUUUUUUUUUCAUCUAUUCAUAUUAUUCACCAAGUCCAUAAUGUUUGUGCGAGUGUGUGUGUGUGUGUGUGUUUUUAUACAUUAAUUAUAGAAGUUGCACAAGCACAGUACAUCAAUGAGUACACGAGUAAGUUUUUUUUUGUAGUUAUCAUCCACUUUCUUUUUUCAUUCUUUCUUUCUUUUCUUUUCUUUUCUUUAUUAUUGCGAUGUAAGGGGGGGGUUCUGAUCAACCUACUUAAUUCAGAAGGAACGGUUCAGGGUUGGUUUUGUGCAGCCAAUGACAUGAAGAAGAGACUAGAGGUAACUUAUUUCACUAGUUACAGAAGUUCUCCAAAAAGUUUCAAGCAGCAGCUUGUGAAUUCUACAGCCCUCUGCUGCCUGUUAGCGGAAUUACAAUCGCAGGUAAAAAAAAAAAAACUGACAAGCUUUCAUCUACUUUACAACAAGCCCCGCCCCCUGUUUCAUGAGUUUUCCUUUCAUUUUUCCUUUCUUUCUUUUUUUAUUUUUGGUAAGUGCAGGAACUAAUUUCCAGGCCAGAAAAACUGAAGCUUGACCAAAGACGCUAACAAGAGCCAAUCUUUUUCCUCUGAUCGUUAUCAGAUAACAUGCCGAAACGAAUCAACACACGAGGCCGAUUUACUCGUUCCUCGCAGAUUAUUCCGUAUAAACCGUGUCUUAUGCGUUGCAAACAUAUCACACGGAGUAGCUAGCAAAUAUCCGUCUUAGCUAGCUACCGCAUAUCGGACCAACUUUUUUAUAAAUGAUCGUGUUUAUCGACGAAACGUAUCAGAACUUUCUGAAGAGCUGUCGUAGCUGUUAAUGCCUCGGUUGCACUGAACAUAACUCCUUCUUUGGGUCCUGGUGCGAUCACGUUAUGUCAGAAUUCUGGAAAUGAUCUUCAUGAAACAAGGUUCCUUUAACUCAUGAGUUAACAAAUCGUUUACCUCAGCGUUAACAAACCUCAUGUAAUGUUGACUAAUUAAUCUAACUAACUCGUGAUUUAAUAUGUGGUUAAUUAACGUACAUCAUCAGUGAACCCACAGCUUUUUUUUAUCAGCAGUAAAUUACUGACAAAACACUUUUCAGUUAACGUAAGUGUUAACUUCACUCGGUCGCAAUACGAUUAGCUUAUUGAGGCUCGGUUUAUCAUGUAUUAAUGUUAAUUAACACGCUAGAUAAUGUAAAGUAAGGGAAUCUACACAGUGUUACCCUUUAACCAAUGUCCAGUAACCUUGGGACCUUGAAAAUUGAACCUAUAGAAUUAUGGCGAAUUAUCCGUGUACACUCUGGCUCCUAGAUUGUCGCUUGUGAGUGAAAGUAUAGAUGGAAGUAUAUCUGGCCAAAUUGGAAAGAAAUCCGUGUGAAUGUUGUUUAGUUUAAGUUACAUGCUAAGUUUCACCGACCGAAGACAUUUACAUCUGGCCACAUAAACGCGUCUCGGCGAAUCGGAUAUCGAUCCGAUCUUUCUACUCCCGCCCAGAAUGCAAAUAUAUUUGACCUCAUUUCCGGGGUAAUUGAAACGGAACACGCUUUGGUGUGUGUGGUUUUCAGAAAGCAAUCAAAAAGAAGACGUAAAAACUGGUUACGACGUUUAUGCUACACAAAAACAGCGUUUACUGUUUGCUGCGUUUUCGCUGCCGGCAGCAGCGCAUUUUAAGACCCGACGAGACGCCUGGGAGAAAGAUCACCUGCGAGUGACGUACUUCUGUUUGGGAGGAGUAUAGCGCUGACGUAUGUGGCUCGAACAACCACAUUCAUUUACACCUGUCCAGUUUCAUCUGAAAUGCGUCCCAGACCUCCUCCUGAAGGGGUUCGAACGAUCAGAUUCAUAUCCGUCUCAAAACCGUUUCGGAGGGCAUUUAGACCUGGUCUUUUUACCGUCGGAUAGUUAUCGGAUCACAGAAAACGCAGGAAGUGACCAGGUGUAAAAAGCCCCUCAGUGUUAGAAAUGAGCCACAUUCGCAGCUCACUCGACGGCUUGCUCGCGUGAACACAGGGUCGCUGUGAGCUACCGGAAUUCUGACAUAACACAAACGCACUUAUAAUCCCUAAAACCUUUCAGCCAGUUCCUGCAGAUUUGUUUUCUCCAAACUUUUCUGUUUUUCGCUAAUUAAAAUCCCGCCAGUUUUAACACCUCCUCAGCUUUUCCGUGGCAAUUCCGUGUUUACGAGCGGAGGUUUUAUCCAGCUGCCUGUUUCGGUGCUGCCUACCGAACACCACGUGCAAUCAGCCAGCUAGUGCUGUGUUCUCGUACGACGACAGGAACAUAACAUAUCGCUCUGUAACUCUGUUGAAGGUAUGCGAGCCGAUCCGAAGUCAGUCGAUAUGUUUCGUUUUGGGUUUUUUUGGCUGUUCUGGGAUCAGCUCGCCAACGACGCUGUAGUUAUGGGAGUGAGAAGAUCUGCUGUCACUCUCUGGGCUGCACUUUUAUUUUUAUUUAAACACGUUUUCAUCAUUUGUACUGUAUUUAGUCUUUUUUUUUUUUUUAAGAUUCAUUAAUACAUAUUCCACUUCUUUUAAUCAUGUUAUUUGCAGUAUACAUUCUAUGCAUUGCUAUCUUAUGUCUUUAUAACUCAAAAAAAAAAAAAUAGUAUGUUUCUGGUCAUUUGUGUAAUGCAACACUACAGUUUUGAUCCCCUGACCCCUGACCUCAACAAAUAAAACCCAGAUAUCUAUACGUGACUGACGCCGUCACUAGAAAUGUGCAAUAUUAUAGCAGAAACUGAAAAAUGCGUAUUUUUCACGUGUAUUAUAAUGUAAUGAAACAGGAAAUCAAAGAAUUACAGCUGCAUGAUUGCCUAAAGUACAUGUAUUUAUUGAGCUUAAUAUUUAAUAAUGUGUAACAGUAAAGUAAAAGUAAUUUUUUUAAGCAUUUGUUUUAUUUUGUAUUUACAUUAUUUCCCCCCCAAAAACCAUUUUUAUUCCUAAUACAUGUUUGAUAAUUCAGUUGCAUUUUCUCACCCUGAAAUAAAUGAAUAAAUAAAUAAAGACAGGUAGUAAAUGA